AAAAAAAAAAAAACGAAAAAAAGCUUGGUCAAAGUGCACAGCUCAAAGAACGGGAGAAAAGGUACACGUCAGUUGUUCUGCGGGGCUUCAGGUCUACUACAGAGAAGAGAGGAAGGCCGCAGGGAUCUGCUGCACAAUGGGCUGUAUCCAUGGUGAUCCGAAAACGGCCCCUCGUCUCGGCCUUAUUCUUGGAUUCCUCUCGGUGUUCUGGACUAUCCCCGUGGCUUCACACCCACAGUGCCUGGAUUUCAAGCCACCAUUUCGGCCUCGGCACCAGCUGACCUUCUGCGUCAUGUACAAGGACUUUGGCUGCUGCGACUCCGCGCGGGAUCGGCAGCUCAUGUCCAAAUUCCACAGGAUUAUGGACCAUUUCGACGACUAUGGCUACACGACCUGUGCCUCUUAUGUACACGACAUCAUCUGUCAGGAAUGUUCCCCCUAUGCGGCCCAUCUCUUUGAUGCCGAGGACCCCAGGACACCCAUGAGGAUUUUUCCCAGACUGUGUGAAGAUUACUGCUCCAGUUUCUGGCUGAGGUGUCGGACCACCAUCCCCUUCCUCACAGAUGAUCCACGAGUGGCUCAACUUGCAAGCUACAGAACCCAAUUCUGUGACCGCACGGGUCUGGAAGACACAGACUACUGCUUUCCACACUUAGUCUCCAACAUGCAACUCACUCAGGGUCUGGGACACUUGGCCACCGAUGCUAAGGGCUGCAUACGACUCUGCCUGCAGGAGGUGGCCAAUGGGCUGCGGAACCCCCUGGCCAUGGUGCAUGCCAACGAUGGCACCCACCGGUUCUUCAUUGCUGAACAGAUGGGUGUGGUGUGGGCCUACCUACCAGACCGCUCCCGACUUGAGAGGCCCUUCCUGAACAUCAGCCAGGUGGUGCUGACAUCUCCUUGGGAAGGUGAUGAGAGGGGCUUCUUGGGUCUCGCUUUUCAUCCAAGAUUCAAGUUCAAUGGGAAGCUGUAUGUGUACUACUCAGUGCAAGUGGGCUUUGAUGAGAGGAUCAGGAUAAGCGAGUUCCGCAUUUCACCUGCUGAUAUGAAUGUGGUCGACCACAGCUCUGAAAGGAUUAUUUUGGAAAUCGAUGAACCAGCUUCAAACCAUAAUGGAGGUCAGCUGCUCUUUGCUGAUGACGGAUACUUGUACAUCUUCACAGGUGAUGGAGGUAUGGCAGGAGACCCAUUUGGGAAAUAUGGAAAUGCUCAGAACAAGUCCACCCUGCUGGGGAAGGUUCUGCGCAUUGAUGUGAAUGACAAUGACCGUGGGCCUCUGUACCGGAUCCCAGCAGAUAACCCCUUUGUGUGGGAGCGCAAUUCCAGGCCUGAGGUGUAUGCCUUUGGAGUGAGGAACAUGUGGAGGUGCUCUGUGGACCGUGGGGACCCUCUCACUGGGGAGGGCAGAGGGAGAAUUUUUUGUGGGGACGUCGGCCAGAACAAAUAUGAGGAAGUUGACAUCAUCGAGAAAGGGGGGAAUUAUGGCUGGAGGGCCAAGGAGGGCUUCUCUUGUUAUGACAAGAAGCUUUGUGCUAACAGUUCUCUUGAUGACAUCCUCCCUAUUUAUGCCUACUCUCACAAACUGGGAAAGUCAGUCACUGGAGGCUAUGUCUAUCGUGGCUGUGAAUACCCAAAUCUGAGUGGCAUGUACAUAUUUGGAGAUUUUAUGAGUGGACGUCUGAUGUCCCUCCAGGAGAACAGGCAUACUGGGAGCUGGGACUACCAUGAAAUUUGCAUGGGAGAGGGACUAACAUGUGCCUUCCCUGGGUUAAUUAACAAUUACUACCGAUACAUCAUCUCUUUUGCAGAGGAUGAAGCAGGGGAACUUUAUUUUAUGUCUACUGGCAUUCCCAGCGCAAUGUCCCCGUCUGGUGUUGUGUACAAGAUUGUGGAUCCUUCAAGACGUGCACCACCAAGGCAAUGUCACGUUCACCCUCAUCCUGUCAAAACAAAAAGCAAGCUGAUAAAAUUCAAGCCAAAAGAGACAUUAUUAAGAGUUGAACUACCAGCCAAGCAGCCAAAGCUCAGUAACACACAGCUGACUGUACCUCUACACAGACCUCAAUCCCAUAGUCAAGCAAAGAGAGAUUGGUUCCAGGAACUGUUGGACAUGCUCAGGGAGCAGGAGGCAAGCUUUUGGAGGACCACCCCUGCCAUAACUCCCUCCCUUAUUGACCAAGCCUUCCAACCAGCCAGGGGACACAAGACCAUAUACAGCUCAAGAGCUCAGCCUUGGGAAGGGGCCCUGCGCUUGGUAGGGAACAAUGAAGACAGACACAAUCAAGGUCGGGUGGAGGUUUAUAUUGGUGGGGAGUGGGGUACAGUGUGUGAUGACCGCUGGGAUAUUAGGGCUGCUGAGGUGGUCUGCCGGCAGUUGGGCUUCCAACGGGCCUUGAGGGCUACCACAAAGGCAGAGUUUGGAGAGGGAACUCACCUGCCUAUCCAUCUGGAUGAUGUCCAGUGCCUGGGCACAGAAGACAGCCUCCUGGAGUGCCAGCAUGCUGGCAUCGGCAGCCACAACUGUGCACAUUAUGAAGACUCAGGUGUGAUUUGCGGGAAUUCAAUACACUAAUGUCUUCUUAACAUUGCAAUAGUAAGUUACCUUGGUGAAUAAGGUGUGUGGGCUCAUAAUAUUACAUAGAGCCCAUUGGAAUUAGCUUUGGAGAAAAGCAUCUGCUAAAUAAAUAAAUGUAAGUGUAAUAGUGCAAAGCUUAAAGUGACCAUGACUUUUUUAAAAAACACAACUUCAUCUGUGCAUGUCCAUCUAUUCCUUAUAUAACAGUAUAAACAUUUUUUUCCAUAAUUCAACAAAAAUAAAUUAAAA
This is a messenger RNA of Scleropages formosus (Asian bonytongue), 2824 nucleotides long. RefSeq names its product HHIP-like protein 1. The record is from RefSeq and is a predicted model, not a curated record. The coding region runs from base 137 to 2572 and encodes 811 amino acids. The transcript is spliced from 9 exons. Gene Ontology annotation, cellular component: membrane. Lineage: Eukaryota; Metazoa; Chordata; Actinopteri; Osteoglossiformes; Osteoglossidae.